This is a messenger RNA of Mizuhopecten yessoensis (Yesso scallop), 4975 nucleotides long. RefSeq lists its product as uncharacterized. Gene Ontology annotation, molecular function: protein binding; zinc ion binding. Gene Ontology annotation, biological process: signal transduction. The record is from RefSeq and is a predicted model, not a curated record. NCBI's taxonomy places the organism in Eukaryota, Metazoa, Mollusca, Bivalvia, Pectinida, Pectinidae. The coding region runs from base 896 to 4474 and encodes 1192 amino acids. The transcript has 14 exons.
UCGAUCUCUCGUUCUAACUUCUUCAGUCUCUUUUUAUGAUUCUCGAAAUUUACCUUUCAAAGCUAAACUACAUGCCUAUAUCUUACACAGUACAUUGAUAUUCGAUGUGCUCUUUAAACCAACGUAUAUCAGAUAGCGUACUUCCGGUGUUUUUCAUAAUUUUAUAUAUACAUUAAUGUGUAAUUACAAAAUAUGUUUUUUUUAGAUACAACUCUAUUUAAUGUACGUAACAGUUACUAGAUGAUAUACAAAUUACUAAGCAUAACAAACAUUACAUACUAAUAACGCAAUACUUACAGUCAAAGUAACCACUUAUUAAUACAACCUGCUAUGAUAUUUACUAUAUACAACCUAAUCCCUGCAGCUGACAGAACCGUAUACAAGUUUCAUAUACAAUGCUUUAUUAUAGCGUACGUCUGCCAGUCCUAUACAAACGUUAUCUCAGCAGAGCUCAUCACUUAACUGUUCCUGCUACUCCUGUAGGAAGGUUUUCUGUUGUAGAAUAUUAGAACACAGUUGUGGUACGAGUUAUCCCAAGUGCUCUAGAAGCAAUGCUGCCUCAGUCGGCCGUUAAUGUUGUGAUAUAGCCUAAACUCUGACGUUGUCUGAUGGUUCCUCCUGUACCGUGUUGUAUUCUGUAAACGUUCUUUGUACUGUUGAUCUCCGAGAAGACAGUUGUGAUGCCGUUUGUCUUAGGAUUAGCGUGGUGGACCUUCCUCAGCCACCAGAGCCUGGCCGGGAAGCUGGUGGUGCGUUGUCCUGUGUUUGUGUAGCGGUUACGUGUCCGCUGGUCUCCCACGAUUCACUCUGCGACGACGUAGUCGGCGAAGGGUGUGGUGUCUUUGGUAUGUUGGUUGGCAGCUGAUUAAUUAGGAACAGACGGACACCUAAUGCCAUGGCUAGCCAGCAGAACGUAUUUGCCGCUGCAGGAGAAGGAAAUCUCCCGGAAGUCAAACGUUUGGUUGAAGCUGGCUCGUCGUUGGAACAAGGAGACAAGGAUGGUCUAACGCCUUUAAUGAUAGCAAUAAAGAAUGGACACAGAGAGGUGUCAGAAUUUCUCGUCGGCGAGAUGUCUAGUCAGUCUCUUUCUGUUGUGACGACUUCAGACAAGUGGAAUGCUCUUCAUUGGAUGGCUGCCUUCGGACGGCCAUGGCUUGAUAUAUGGAAGACUAUUCAGCGGAAAUGCCCAGAUUUAUGGGAUCAAACGGACGGAAAUCAGAAACGACCAAUAGACAAGUCUAGAGAGCAUCGAGAUAGGAGUCAACGACACAGACAACUGUAUCAGGAAUUAGAGGGGGCUUUACAGGACGAAUACAUCAAAGGAAUUUCAAAGAAAGUCGAAAAGAAAUGUAACCUAACUAUUACAUUUACUGGACAUGAGGGAGUAGGAAAAACGUGUCUUGUUGAACAACUGAGAAAUAAUGUUAUCCCACCGGAAGGUCCUGCAUCAACGAACACAGCUAACAUCCAUGUCAAGUAUAUGCUGUUUGACCCGGAAACAUUUGAAAAAGAGACGAUUGAGGAGGGCUCGGAGCUAGAAGUUGGAAACCAACGUAUAAAACGGGUGUUGACAAGUCCUGGUGAAGUAAGCGAAAACAGAAACGAAACAGAUAGUGGGACGAGAAUCGCAGACAGAUCAACCACGGGUGUGCCAUUGCCCUCUACGCAUCACAACAUGCAGCUGUUGGAGAUGUCCUUAACGCCGGAACAGGAGAAUGAAGUAGACGAGUAUGAGCAAUUUAUGAAGUGGUUGAAUGACUGCAAUUCAAAGGGAGUUGAUCAGUGGGAAGAGAGCAUGAAUACGGAGCAUCCAUCGAGGGAACAACAAAGGCUCGUGCAAAAGUUUCUGACAAUAUUUUCUCGACGACUCGACAGAAGAAACUACUGCACGUGUUGUUCUAGCGAAUGUUGUGGGAACUUGUGGUACAGAUGUCAACAGUGUGUUAAUACAAACAUAUGUAAAACAUGUUAUGGAAGGAGCAUUCAACCCGAGAAGGAGCAUGACUCUAGUCACACAAUGAUCUUCACUGGACAUACUGGUCAUAAGUACAAAUGCAGAGGUUGUGAAUGUUCGUGUUUGGACACACUUUUCAAAUGCAAAACAUGUAAGGACGUGUAUGUUUGUCUAGGAUGUUACACCAAAGACCGAUUCAAUCACCCACCGACACAUGAGCUGGAAAAAAUAGUUCGAGUAAAAUAUGCUGCUCGAAUCACGUCUGAUGACCAACACGAGGCUACAAAGGCUGUCUUGGAAACAGUGGUGCAAACCGAUACUAAAACAAAAGGACUGGUGACGAUUUAUGACUUUGGAGGAGAAAAAAUAUUCUACAACACCCAUCAUUGUAUCCUCACGAACGACAUGAUCUUCAUUUUAGUCUUUGAUGUGUCCAUAUGUCUUGAUCAGAAUGAAGAGAGAAAAGAAGCCGGAUAUGACAGAAUAGAGUUCUGGCUAAGGUCCAUAGCUACCAGUGCUAUUGAUGAAGCUUUAAAGAAGAGAGGCACGCCACCAAUAAUUCUGAUAGGCUCUCAUAUGGAUCUAGUUCCUGGCAGCGAAGAUGAGAAAGAAGACAUAUUCAGAGGUAUCCUGACUCGAUUGUCUUCCAAUCCAGAAAUCAAGACUGUCAUACAGAAACAUGUCAAAGACAUGUUUUAUGUUUCAAAUCUCAACGAUUCUUCCAAAAACCGAGAAUUGUACGACAAAAUCUGGAGAGCAAUCAUUGACGCAGCAGAGUGCCAGUCCCAAUGGCUUAAAGAAAUCCCAGCAAGAUGGUUAGCCCUAGAACAGGAACUUGUCAAAAAGAAAAUAGCAGGCUAUAAAGUGCUGGAAUUUAAAGAUCUUAAACUAUUGAACAAAACGUUAGCGGUUCCAUUACAAGAUGCAGAAGAAAUCAACACAUUUGUGAGAUACCUGAAAACUACAGGAUAUUUCCUUUGCUUUGGCCUGGAUGAAUGGGAAGAAAGCCUCGAAAGCAAAAAGACGCGAGGAAGGGAAAACAGUUGCUUCAUCAUUCUUGAUCCUCAGUGGAUCAUAUCGGCCUUCAAGUGCAUCAUUACAAGUCCAAAAUAUAAAACAAACCUCUCUAUUAAAGAAAAAGAAGAAUGGCAAGCAUAUGAAGAAUCCGGCGAACUUCCAGUGGGCUUCAUGCAGUCUUUGAUGAAAAAGGAAACUGGACAACAGUUCAUUGAGAAAUUCAAAUUCAUCUGCAUUGUAAUGGAAACCCUCGGUCUCAUUUCAAGUCCACUACUAGACACCAACGAAGAAUUAGAGGAAUAUAUCGUUCCUUGUAUGAUGAAAGAAGCGGUUCCGAGUCGGAUUCAAACCAUCUUGGAUAAGCCAUUCACCAUCAAGACACCUGUCCUUUGUAUCAAGUUUGAUAACGAUUUCAUUCCGCAGGCAAUAUGGGACAAAACUAUUGCGAAAUGUUUGCACAGAUUUAGGCCGAUGACAGAACCUGGAUAUGAACAAUCAGAAUUGAUACAACGAGGAUUUGUAUGUUUGUCAGAAAAUAAUUUGUGGAAGGUUGUCUUGAACUGUCACAAAAAUGCUAUGAAAGUACUUUUGUUUGCAAGAAGUGGAUCUCGCAUUCCAUCAGGAAAAGGUGUGGAAUUUCGAAAAUUCUUAGACUUUUGGCUUCCAAGGGUACUUGAAAUGAACCACCAAGGUCAUUUCCGGUACAACUACUACCUGCACAACGACUACCAGUUUUCAAAAAAUGAAAUAAUGGUAAAAGCAGAAGAUCUUGCAGAGCUAGACCAACUGCCAUGUCAGGGUGGAAACGGAGAAAGCUUCCUAAGUCAAAAAGACUAUGGUAUCUGGUUCGAGGACAACACACAGGUACAAUGCAGUGUUGGAGCAGUCGAUGCACUGUCUGUCCAUGUUCCUGAUAGAAGUCCAUCACCGAAGGAAAUGGCAAGAAUCAGCAAGUUUAUAGGGAAGGAUUAUCAAUCCUUCUUCAUGCAGCUUAAAUGCCCGAUUGCAUCGGUAGAACGCUUCUUUCAUGAUUACCAGGGUUUUUCCUGUCGAGUCCCUAUCACCAAAAUCCUCGUUGAUAUGAUCAACUCCAGGCCAAAUAUCGGAUUCCCACAGAUCGCAUUUGCUAUGAAAGAAGAAGACAUAGAUGUGAAACAGUUACAGACUGUUCUUGACAGUAACCGGAAUUACCAGUAUACAGACAUGGAUUUUCCAGAGACACUUUUACAAAGAGCAUUAUCUGUCAACAACGUGUCCAUUCUCAUAGAUUAUAUAUCGCCAAAGGUAUCCUUUAUCCUCUUUCUGGAGCUGAAUUUGAAGGUUAACACCAUAGAAACGGAAGAGGUCAGCGUUAGAGAUGUAAGGGAACAGAUUACCACUUUAAUAAAGCGCUGGAUCAAAGAUGAAGGCCGUGCUGCAACUGUACACAAACUCCUGCUUGCAAUGAAGGAAUGCGACAUGAACAUUUACGAUCUUGUAAAGUCACUCCAAGAAAACAUUUAAGGUAAAUAUUACAUAUACAAACAGUAAAUAUAAAGACUCAAAACGUAAAUACCAUUUUCAUCAAACCACAUAGUGUCUCGCUUUAUGCACGCAAUUUAAUUCAUCAAAUAAUGUAUGACUUAAAUGUGUUAAAGAGUAAUAUGAUAUUUGUGUGAUCUAAUUUGAAAAUUCACGGAGAGAGAUCAUUUUAAUUGAUGUGUAAUGCUAUAGAUUAUCUCUGGUAUCUUUUAUCUAUCCACAUAUAAGCUUGAUAUUAUGAGUCAUGUCCCAGUUAUCUUUCCCUUGUCAAUGUAAAUGUAUAGUUGCAUAUUAAUACAUAUUGUAUCUAUGUUAUGACAACACUAAUGUAAUUUUUAAGUUGUAAAUUGUCGAUGCCCUUGAAUAUUGAUUUAGGUUUAUAGUUGAAUAAUAAACUGUAAAUAAGUCUUGGUCGCUCCUAAUUUAGGGAUAUGUAUUUUGUAUCUACCCUUUUCAAUGGUGAUUUAAGUUACAGUUGUAGAU